AUGACGCAGACGCGCGCAAUCAUCGGUCUUGGUAACCCUGGCGAACAAUAUCGACACACCCGUCAUAAUUGCGGUUUUCGAUUUAUCGACGCUUUAGCUGCACAGUGCCAACUACAGCUAAAGCUCAAUCCUCGCUUGAAAGCGAAUCUAGUUCGCACGACAGUUUCUGAGGUGCCGGUUUGGCUGGUAGAACCAAUCACGUACAUGAACCGAAGCGGCACCGCAUUUCAGUUAGUCACGAAUUACUACGACAUCGAUCCGGGAAACGCCAUCGUAGUGCAUGACGACCUGGAUCUUCCAGCGGGAGUCGUACGGCUGAAAUUGACCGGAGGGCAUGGCGGGCACAAUGGUCUCAGCGACAUCAUUUCCAGAACCGGAAACUCAGAUUUUCUACGGAUACGCAUCGGUAUCGGCCGCCCCAAUCCAAAGCUCGGCACCAUUCCCUACGUACUGAGUACUCCGUCAUUGCACGAUCAGAAUCUUAUUGACGACGCAAUUUCCGAUGCAUUGGAUUCGCUUCCAGAAAUUCUGAGGGGAAAUCUGGAACGAGCGAUGAAAGCACUGCACAGCAGGCCCAAAGCAACCGAAUCCUCACUGGGUGCCUGA
This is a messenger RNA of Geodia barretti, 606 nucleotides long. The record is from the annotation of a GenBank genome assembly. Lineage: Eukaryota; Metazoa; Porifera; Demospongiae; Tetractinellida; Geodiidae.